Nanorana parkeri is the source of this 792-nucleotide messenger RNA. RefSeq lists its product as uncharacterized. The coding region runs from base 102 to 734 and encodes 210 amino acids. NCBI's taxonomy places the organism in Eukaryota, Metazoa, Chordata, Amphibia, Anura, Dicroglossidae. The transcript is spliced from 3 exons. The record is from RefSeq and is a predicted model, not a curated record.
AGCCGCAUCCCAAUCCUCAAUAUUUUUAUCGGAUUUAUGGGUUAUGAGCUGCGGACUGUGACCACAGGGAUUUCUACAAGCUGCUUAGAAUUCGGGGUACCAUGCAGCCGUACCGGGCACUGUGCACGGCACUGACGUUGUGGCUUGCCGUAUCGUUCAGCUCAGCGCAGAGCGGAGAUGAAGCCCUGGCUGAUUUAGGCUCUGGAUAUCUCCCAGGCACCCUUCAAGACCAGCCCAAGGAGCCCCAGUAUCACCCUCCGCUCACCAAUAAGUGUCAGAUGACCUUCGUGACCCCUCGCCAGGAGUCGUGCGCCGGGAGGGACAAUGGUCCGAACAUCAAGGAGGAGGUGCAGUACCUACAGAACCUUCUCCAGGACCACGACAGGGUUCUGCAGAGUUUAAAGUACACGGUGAACGUUGACGCUCAGGAUUUGGGCUACCAGGAGGUCAUUGCAGAACACAAUAAAGGAAUCCAAGAGGACAACAAGGAAUUUUACGGGACGCUGAAUAAAGUAAUACAGGAGCUUCACACGAGGAUGGACGAUGACGGCUCAGAGAUUCCAGACAAGAAGAAAAAAAUGCGGAAAAACUUUCUCAUGAUGGACCAACUGCUUGAGACCACUUUUCACCUGGCGGAGAAACUGGACAAGGCCUCACAAGACCUGGACCUCCUAAUGGAAAAACAGCUCGAAAGGUCAACCACCCUGGUCUACAGAAACAACCUCAAAUCAUGACCCCAACCUUCCCGACGGGCCGUCCAACACAACUGGAACAAGACGGCCGACUCACCUC